AUGGAAAGGCUUUCAGAAGUUGUCACUAACCACAAGUGGGGCACUCACUUUGAGAACAUGUCAACUAUUCCCAUAUAUGGUUUGGCACAAUGCUUUCAAGACCUUUCACACAUUGAUUGCCUUCUUUGCUUUGCUGCCUUACGCACAAAGCUCCCUCGAUGCAUCCCUUCAGUGGCUGCACGCAUUUACCUUGAUGGUUGUUUCCUUCGCUAUGACAACUACAGUUUCUACUCAGAAGACACUGACCCUUUAAGGGACACUGUGAACUGCACCUCCCAGUAUGGUUCUGUGGUUAGUGAAGCUGAAAGGUUGAAGCUUGUUGAGAGUGUUGGCAAGGUGGUUGACAAUGUGGUGAGGGUGGCAGUGACUGAGGGAGGAGGAUUUGCUGUUGGAGAAGGUGAGGGUGCUUAUGCCUUGGCAGAGUGUUGGAAAACUGUUGGGAAAAAAGGGUGUAGAGAAUGCUUAAAGAAAGCUGGAAAUGAGGUCAGAGGGUGCUUGCCAAAGAAGGAAGGGAGGGCCUUGAAUUCUGGGUGUUAUUUGAGAUAUUCCACUGUUAAGUUCUACAAUCAAGGAGGUGAAGCAGGUGAAGGAGAUGUGUCUUCAAGGAAACAAACCAUCAUAGCAGCGGUGUUAGUUUUGACUGCAGUUGUUGUGCUCUCUCUUGCUGCCUCUUAUGUAGCCUUCACAAAAUUAUCAAACAGGAGAAAAAAAAACAAUUUUGUUCAGAUUCCCACAUCCUUAAAGAAUUCUAGCUUGUAUUACAAAUAUGAAACUCUUGAGAAGGCCACGGAUUAUUUCAGCACUUCAAGAAAAAUAGGCCAAGGAGGAGCUGGUUCUGUAUUCAAGGGGACUCUCCCAAAUGGGAAAGAUGUUGCUGUAAAGAGAUUGGUUUUCAAUAAUAGGGAAUUGGUGGAUGAAUUCUUCAAUGAAGUGAAUUUGAUUAGUAGAAUAGAACACAAGAACCUUGUCAAACUAUUCGGUUGUAGUAUUGAAGGCCCUGAGAGCCUCAUUGUGUAUGAGUACUUACCUAACAAGAGCUUAGAUCAAUUCAUUUUUGAGAAGAACAAAACAAAGAUUCUAAAAUGGGAGCAGCGGUUUGACAUAAUUCUUGGAACUGCAGAAGGACUUGCAUAUCUUCAUGAAGGUUCUGAAGUAAGAAUCAUCCAUAGAGACAUCAAAAGCAGCAAUGUUCUUCUGGAUGCGAACCUCAUCCCUAAAAUUGCAGAUUUUGGCCUUGCCCGGUGUUUUGAUGCUGAUAAAACGCAUCUAAGCACUGGAAUUGCUGGAACACUAGGUUACAUGGCUCCUGAGUAUCUUAUUCGAGGACAACUCACAGAUAAAGCUGAUGUUUUUAGUUUUGGAGUACUUGUUCUGGAGAUUGUAAGUGGCAUGAAGAAUAAUGUCUUCCGUGAGGAUUCUGGUUCCCUUUUGAAUACGGUAUGGAGACUUUACCAAUCAAACAGAUUGGCUGAAGCUGUUGAUCCUUGCUUGGGACAUGAUGUUCCUGCAGAAGAAGCAUCAAGGGUGUUUCAAAUUGGAUUACUGUGCACACAAGCUUCUGCUUCACUGAGGCCAUCCAUGGCUCAAGUUGUUUGCAUGUUAAGUAAUUCAAAUUUGAAUGUCCCUAUACCAAAACAGCCUCCAUUUUUGAACUCUGGAUUGGUAGAUCAAACAGCUUCAUUAGGUUUUAGCACAAACAGUACUUCAUCAAAUGCAUUUAAGAAGAUUGGCAUGUCCUACAGCUCCUCAGAGUCUAGUACACGCAGCUUAGUUAGGCAAUCAAGAAGUGACGAAACAAUUGAGGAAGCUUGA
This is a messenger RNA of Abrus precatorius (Indian licorice), 1812 nucleotides long. RefSeq names its product cysteine-rich receptor-like protein kinase 42. Gene Ontology annotation, biological process: protein phosphorylation. Gene Ontology annotation, molecular function: ATP binding; protein kinase activity. Lineage: Eukaryota; Viridiplantae; Streptophyta; Magnoliopsida; Fabales; Fabaceae. Bases 1 to 1812 code for a protein of 603 amino acids. The transcript is spliced from 6 exons. The record is from RefSeq and is a predicted model, not a curated record.